Messenger RNA from Nannochloropsis gaditana CCMP526, 376 nucleotides. Its product is annotated as myb-like dna-binding domain containing protein. The transcript has a single exon. The record is from RefSeq and is a predicted model, not a curated record. The annotation marks the transcript as partial.
GGGGAUGGUGGCGGAGUGUGGCGAAUCACUUGCCGGGGCGAAGCGACGUGCAAUGCCGAAGCCGGUGGUACCAGACCUUACAUCCGCACACGAACCGAGGGGAUUGGAGCGAGGAGGAGGUGGGGAGGUUGAGGGCAUUGGUGGAGACGCAUGGGCCGAACUGGGUGAAGAUCGCGGGAGAGAUGGGGAGUGGGAGGACGCGGCAACAGGUGAAACAAAUGCAUUCCCGGCUCGUUCGGGAGGAAACGAGGCGGGAGAAAGCGAGAGAGAAAGAAAAGGAGGCGGAAAGGGUCAGAAAGGAGCAGAGGGAAGGAAGGGGGAGAGUGGCGCAGGGGAAAGGGGGGGGAGGGAGGAGGAGCCAGGAGCCUGAACCGGG